AUGAUUCAAGAGAAGUUGAAAGCUUUGCAGAAUCGCCAGAAGAGUUACCAUGAUAAGAAGAAAAAAACAUUUGAGUUCCUGGAGGGAGAUCAUGAGUUUUCUAGAGUUACUCGGGUAACUGGUGUUGGUCAAGCUUUAAAGUCUCAAAAGCUCAAGUCGCGUUUUAUUGGUCCUUAUCAGAUUAUGAAGCGGGUAGGAGAAGUGGCCUACAGAAUUGAAUUACCAUCAUUUCUUUUGAAUCUUCAUGAUGUCUUUCAUGUGUACCAUCCGAGGAAGUAUAUUAUUGACGUGUCUCAUGUGAUUCGAGUGGAUGAUGUGCAAGUUAGAGAGAACUUGGUCGUUGAGACAUCUCUCUUUAGAGUAUAUGAUCGUGAAGUGAAGUACUUGAAAGGCAAUGAGAUUAUGUUGGUAAAGGUGGUAUGGGGAGGACCUGCUGGUCGAAGCAUGACAUUGGAGCUUGAUAGUCAUAUGAGAGAGUGGUACCCGACUUUAUUUCCUUUAGGUAAAUUUCGAGGGCAAAAAUUCUCAAAGUGGGGGAGAGUUAUAACACCCCGGAAUUUGAUUAAUUUAUUUAAUUGA
Molecule: messenger RNA, 579 nt
Organism: Lathyrus oleraceus (garden pea)
Lineage: Eukaryota; Viridiplantae; Streptophyta; Magnoliopsida; Fabales; Fabaceae
Exons: 1
Coding region: 1-579 (192 amino acids)
Source: RefSeq, a predicted model, not a curated record